Molecule: messenger RNA, 2722 nt
Organism: Anguilla anguilla (European eel)
Lineage: Eukaryota; Metazoa; Chordata; Actinopteri; Anguilliformes; Anguillidae
Gene: mpeg1.1
Product: macrophage expressed 1, tandem duplicate 1
Exons: 2
Coding region: 132-2315 (727 amino acids)
Biological process (GO): defense response to bacterium
Source: RefSeq, a predicted model, not a curated record
GGAAAGUGACUCAUACUAAGUCUUGUGACACCUGGGGAGAUCAUAUCUCUCAUCGCCGAGACGACGACAACAGUUAUCGGAAAGUUAGAAGGCGAGCGCAGCCUAAUCUGGUUGUCACGGCAAACCCAACCAUGGGUCUGAAGGUAGCUACGCUGUUGCUGCCGCUGCUGCUGCUGCUGCACAGUCGCGGUGCGGAAUGUGCGCCGGUGUCCCACAGUCGCCAGGACAACGGGCUGCGGCAGUGCCGGGCCGGUGGCAUGACCGUCCCGGCGCUGGAGGUCCUGCCCGGCGGGGGCUGGGACAACCUGCGGAACCUGGACAUGGGCCGGGUGAUGAACUUCAGCUACUCGCUGUGCCUGACCACGGAGGACGGGGCCUACCUGGUGCCGGACGAGGUGUUCGUGGUGCCGCAGAAGGUGACCGGCGUGGAGACCAACUCGGAGAUCAUCAGCAGCUGGCUGGAGCAGCGGAGCUCCACCUCGCAAACCGUCAACGCCGACGUCUCCUUCUUCUCCGUCCUCAACGCCAAGUUCUCCAGCGAGAACCAGCGCGUGAAGACCCACCAGGUCAAAGAGGGGUCCGUCACCACUCGCGUGCAGGUGCGUAACUUCAUCUACUCCGUGAAGGUCCACCCGGACUUCACCCUGGAUUCCCGCUUCGCCCAGCAGGCGCAGGAGAUCGCCGACGCCCUGGAGAACAACCGCACCCGGCAGGCCACGUACCUCUCGGAGAAGAUGGUGCUGGACUACGGCACGCACGUGCUGACGUCCGUGGACGCCGGCGCCACCUUGGUCCAGGAGGACUACCUGCGGGCGUCCUACGUGUCGGACAGCGAGUCGGCCCGCACGUCCAUCACCGCCUCGGCCGGCGUCAACUUCUUCAACAAGGUCAACGUCGGCGUCGGGGGCGGGGACACGCACGAGACCUCGGAGACGCGCACGUACCAGGGCAACACCACCUACUCGCUGACACAGAGCCACGGCGGCGUGCCCUACUACCCGGGCAUCACGCUGCAGAGGUGGCAGGAGAGCACCGUCAACAACCUGGUGGCCAUCGACCGCUCGGGCCUGCCGCUGCACUACUUCCUGAACCGGGCGGCCCUCCCCAACCUGCCGGAGCCCACCGUGCGGAAGCUGGCGCUGUACGUGAGCCAGGCGGCCGACCGCUACUACCAGGUCAACUCCCACCCGGGCUGCGUCAAGCCCGACUCCAAGAACUUCAACUUCCAGGCCAACGUGGACGACAACUCCUGCGAGGGCCCGGCCACCAACCUCAGCUUCGGCGGGGUGUUCCAGGCCUGCACCAUCCUCACCGCCGACGGCGGCCCCCUGUGCCAGGCGCUGGCCGAGAGGAACCCCGACACGGGCGACAACUCCUGCCGCCCGCCCUACACCCCCACCCUGCUGAGGUCGGAGGUCAGGGAGGAAGCCUACAGCAAGUACGAGUGCCACCGCCAGUGCCACAGUUGUUGGAUCUUCGCCACCUGCUGCAAGCAGGUUUGUGGGGAUUCCUACCACGUUCGGAGGGUGCAGGUGGACACCUACUGGUGCUCCACCACCAGCGGGGUCGGUAGCCUCUCGGGGUUCCUCUUCGGGGGGUUGUACGGCCCCACCCUCCAGAACCCCCUCACCAAGUCCCACAGCUGCCCCCCAAGCUUUUUCGAACAGAAGUUCCUCUCCGACGGAGUGAAGAUCUGCCUGAGCAAGGACUACGAGACGGCGACCCGCUUCGCCGUCCCCUUCGGGGGGCUGUUCAGCUGCAAAUCUGGCAACCCCCUGGCCCGGGGCAAGCUGCAGUGCCCGCCGCAGUUCAGCCAGCACACGGUCGCCAUUAGCGACGGUUGCCAGGUUCUGUACUGUGUGCAGUCGGGCCUGUUCACGGGCGGGCAGCUGCUCCCCGUUCGCCUGCCCCCCUUCAGCCGCCCCCCCCUUGUUGGCAUGAUCGCCACCAACACGGUUGCCGUGAUGACGGAGGGCGAGCAGGCCUGGGUCCGGGUCGGGAAGACCAAGAUGUGGAAGCUGGCCGAGCCGGGAGAGCUCGAGAAGAUGGGGAAGAUGUUCGACGGGUCGUCCUCCCAGCUGUCGGGAGGUGAGACCUUCGGGAUCAUCGUGGGCGCCGUCAUAGCGAUCGUCGUUGUCGUUGGCGCAGCCGCGUUCCUGCUGAGGAGAAGGAGAGGGGGCGGGCUGACACAGAGGAGAGGGUACGAGGAGUUUCACAGCGAGGGAACGGCUGAGUCACCACCAGGGGGCGAUACGGUGGUGGAGGCGGAGCCCGAGAGAGGGAACGAAGACCAAGCCCAGCCCCUGCUGCCAUGAGGGGCGUCGGUCAGGUGCAGGACCAAAAAAACAAAAACAAAUAAUCAUCAAAGGAGAGCUCAAAGUUUUAAUAAGUGAAUAAUUCCUAACGACUGAUAAAACUCUUUUUUCUCUGUUUUUUGUGAUCUAUAGACAGCAUCGAAGGGUGUUUGUACUGAAACGCUGUGCCUUUCGCAUAUGUAGGCGACGUUCCUGACGGUGACCCGACUAACACACAAAAUGAACGCCUGUUGCAUUUGCACUGCUGUUGUAAUAAUGUCAUAAUUUUUGAAGAGCAUUAAACUUUCAGCUGCUUUACUGAAUUGCACAAUUUAUCACGCAGUUUAUCACACAUGUUAAAACCAAGGCAGUGGCAUUUCCACCACUGUUCAUCUUUCUUCUGAUUAAAAGGUUUUAAAAACAAUGGA